ACCGGAUAUCAAAUCUUACGUCACACCCAAACCCCUCCCAUAAUACACACAAAACAUGCGACGGCAGAAGUGCUAGCAGAGAUCAGGUUGUUUUCGCUAUUCCCUGUUGUCCACUCUCUGCGUCAGGAUGCAGUUGGAAGCACAUCUGCGUCUGUGCCAUAGCUGUGUUUGGUACAUCAAAACUGCAAAGCUCCUCUCCACACAGGCAGCCAUUAACAGGUCUUCAUCAAACUACUAUGAUCUACUAGGAGUAAAACCUGAUGCGUCAGUGGACGAAAUCAAAACAGCGUUUUUUGACAAAUCUAAAAAGGUUCAUCCAGACAGUGACCCGUCCAACCCCAGCCUUCACGGCCAGUUCGUGCAGCUGAACGAGGCCUACCGGGUCCUGAGCCGAGAGGGCAGCCGGAAGGAAUACGACCUGCGCCUCCGACACCCGUACCCCUAUGCCGGCAGUCAGCCCUUCAGGACCUCAUCCACAACGCACACCUACACACCAAAUGCGGAGCAGGCGGAGCGUAUCCGCUACUGGGAGCAGUUCCGUUACAGGCAGGAGGGGCCCCAUGUCCAAGAGCAGAUGGAUCAGAGGAGGAAGAGGAACAGCAGACUGGUGGCCUACUGUCUCAUGGCUAUGGUCAUCAGCAUCGGCGCACACUUUGUCGGCUUCAGAAAACUGGAGGAGGUACACACAAACUUUAUGGACGAGAAAGACAGAGUCAUCACUGAGAUUUAUAAUGAAUCCAAAGAAAGAGCUAGAGUGAACGGCUUCAGAAAACAGACAGAGAUCCUCAGGCAGAAGCACGCAGAGUUUCUUGAGAAGAGGAAGCUGGAAAUGGAUAAAGGCUCUAGCAGGUGCUAGACAAACGCAGCAGAUAUUUUGGAAAACCGUUGUCCUCUUUUCACUACAACUGCACACUGUUGCAUUGGAUCCAGGAUCCAUGGCAUCAAUAUGUUUUAAAAUUCAUGAAAUCCACUUGAUAUGAAGGAUAGAUGGAUGGUGGGUAGAACAAAGUGCCUGACCAAAGGGCCUCUCUGUCAAACCUCCUCAGAACAUCACGUGUUAUACUGACUGAAUGCAUCUCACAAUCACAGUUCUGGGAUCUUCAGUUCUCUUCAAGUUGAAUUUGAAGACACGGCACGGUUGUGCUAUCCCUUAAUUUUAAACUUAAUUUUAAAGGAAGGAACUCAUAAGGAGAUAAAAUCUCUCUCUCUCUCUCUCUCUCUCUCUCUCUCUCUCUCUCUCUCUCUCUCUCUCUCUCUCUCUCUCUCUCUCCCUCUUUCUCUCUCUUUCUCUCUCUCCCUAUCUCUCUCUCUCUCUCUCUCUCUCUCUCUCUCUCUCUCUCUCUCUCUCUCUCUCUCUCUCUUUCUUUUAUUUUUUUAAGAGAGCCUUGGCCAAGAAUACACAAAGUACACAACAUUAGAUAAACACAAACAUAUUUGGCAUUCCAGACUAAAUUAAUUGUACACUGGAUUUUCUGUAAAUAGGUCUAUCCACAUGUAUGUUGCUCUCAGAAGCUCAGAAGCAGAAUUGGAGCUGCAUCACCAUGGGGAGGUUUGGGCGGGAUGGUUGGAGGUUGGACAGGGGGGUGGGGGUUGCAGUGGGUUUUUUGUGGUGUGGCACCUAAUGUUUUAUUUUUUAUUUUUUGGGCGGGCUGCAGUACAUGGUUCUCCUUAUGUGCUGCUCAAUGUGAGUUACUACGUGCGGUGCAAUAUUUGAACAAAACGGGACAAGAAGCUCCCCUGACCUGUUGUAAUAAUUCUGUAUAAUAUACUGUUUCCCUGUCUCGAUUGGAAGGCAUGGAAAGGGUUAAACUAGUAUUUUGAAAGGUGACAUUUUGGGUCUUUGGCGUGACUGUGAGAGAGAGAGUGUGUGUGUGUGUGUGUGUGUGUGUGUGUGUGUGUGUGUGUGUGUGUGUGUGUGUGUGUGUGUGUGUGUGUGUGUGUGUGUGUGUGUGUGUGUGUGUGUAUGUGUAUGUGUGUGCGUGCAUGCGAGAGUGUGUGUGUGUGCAUGUGUGAGUGUGUGUGUGCGCGCCACGUGCGUGUGUACACGGGUGUGCGUGCACACAGUUUCUGGUUAAGGACAUUACCACAAUGCCUUUGCGUGAAGACGGCACCUUGAUGCUUGAUUAAUUCAUUCAUGAUGUUUGUUGAUGAAACAUCUCACUUCUGUGUUGCCUUAUACUGUUUUAAUUUAAAAUGUGUUAAGUUUUGUGCCAUAUUGCAUAUUAAAGCAUCAUGUCUCAUCUACCUAA
Messenger RNA from Engraulis encrasicolus (European anchovy), 2249 nucleotides. RefSeq names its product DnaJ (Hsp40) homolog, subfamily C, member 4 (gene dnajc4). The record is from RefSeq and is a predicted model, not a curated record. Bases 128 to 856 code for a protein of 242 amino acids. The transcript is spliced from 8 exons. NCBI's taxonomy places the organism in Eukaryota, Metazoa, Chordata, Actinopteri, Clupeiformes, Engraulidae.